This is a messenger RNA of Paramecium tetraurelia, 1680 nucleotides long. RefSeq lists its product as uncharacterized. Lineage: Eukaryota; Ciliophora; Oligohymenophorea; Peniculida; Parameciidae. Gene Ontology annotation, biological process: carboxylic acid metabolic process; sphingolipid catabolic process. Gene Ontology annotation, cellular component: endoplasmic reticulum. Gene Ontology annotation, molecular function: sphinganine-1-phosphate aldolase activity; pyridoxal phosphate binding. The record is from RefSeq and is a predicted model, not a curated record. The transcript has 4 exons.
AUGGAAUAAUUAUUGCCGAUAGUUAUUCGGGAAUAUAAUGUCUUUAAGCAAUAUAUCAAGGAGUUUUACAAACAAACACCAAUGCAAGAAUACACAAGGUCUUUCGAUGUUUUUGAUACUGCAGUAUUGGUGGCAAUUUUGUGUGUGUCAGGACUAUGGGCAUUAAGAAAUCUGAAAUUUCCAAACAGAGAUUACAAUCAAAGUUUGUUUGGAUACUUUUAGGCUUAAAUAUUUCUAUUCCUGGUAAACUAUUGUCCAGGAGUCAACUCCUACAUUGAAAAGAAGAAAUCUGAGGCUUUGCAAUCUUUCAAUGAUUCAAUGGAGAAGAUGACAACAAAAAAAACAUUAAAGCUUCCUGAUAAUGGAGUUGAUACUGAGGCUAUGAUGGAAAAAAUGAAGGAUUGGAUAGAAAGAGAUAGUAAAAAUUAUGGCAGCGGUAAAGUGUCUGGAUCAUUGUACGUAAUGCCAGAUAAAUAAUUUAUAAAAAAUGCUUAAGAUUUUUGUAAGCAUUUUCUGUAUUCAAAUCCAAUGCAUGCUGAUCUUUGGCCAGCAACAAGGCAGAUGGAAGCAGAAGUUAUUAGAAUGACCGGAGAUCUAUUUGGAUAAGAAAAAGAAAGUAUAGGUAUACUCACAACUGGAGGAACAGAGUCAAUCCUUUUAGCUAUGUUAGCAUACAGAAAUUGGGGAGAAUCAUAAAAAGGAAUUCGUUAACCCAAUAUAGUCAUACCUGAAACAGCUCAUGCAGCUUUUUAUAGAGCAGGAGAGUAUUUUAAAAUAUAAGUAAGAAUUGCUAAAAUUAAUAAUACAACCUUUUAAGUAGAUGUUAAUGAUCUUAGAAGUCAAAUUGAUUCUAAUACAGUUUGUAUUGUUGGAUCUCUCCCAAAUUUUGGAUUUGGAACUUGUGAUCCCAUAGAAGAAUUAGCAUCAAUUGCUAAAAAAAAGAAAAUUGGCUUACAUGUUGAUGCAUGUCUGGGAGGAUUCACUGCUGUUUUUGCAAAAGAUCAUGGGUUUGAUCUAGGUAAAUUUGAUUUCACUUUGGAUGGCGUCACAUCUAUUUCAUGUGAUUAACAUAAGCAUGGCUUAGCUCCUAAAGGGGUUUCAACUGUUUUGUUUAAAACUAAGUAAUUACGUGAACAUGCUUUCUUUUCGAUUGCAACUUGGUCAGGAGGAGCUUAUGCUGUACCAAGUAUUUAAGGCUCUAAGUGUGGAGUUGGUGCCGCUGGUGCAUGGUUCACUCUGUAAUCUAUUGGUAAGAAAAAGUAUGUAGAAUACAGUAAAAAAAUAAUGGAUGCAACCUAAUCUUUGGCUAAAUAAUUAUCUGAAAUACCAGAAAUUAAAGUUUUUGGAAACCCUUAAAUUAAUUGUGUUGCUUUCAUGAGCAAAGAAAGCUGGCUUAAUGCUUAUUCCAUUCAUGAAAUCUUAACUCAUUAAGGUUGGACAAUUAGCAGUGUACAAAAUCCAGCAGGUGUUCAUAUUAGUUUAACCCAACAAAACAUUGUUAAUCUUAAAUAAUAUGUCCAUGAUAUUAAGGCAGCAAUUGAAAAAAUUAAAGCAAAUCCAUAAGUAUACUAAAAAGGUGGAGAAAUGGGAACUUUAUAUGGUACAACCUAAAAAAUCCCAGAUUCUAAAUUAGCAGGCUAAGCUUUAAAAGUUUAUUUGGAUUCAUUAUUAAAGAUAUGA